GUAGACACGCUCGUAAUAUCGUAGUAGAUACUAUAGCUCAACAAAAACAGCGGGAAUUACAAGAAAAGCAAUCUAAAAAAAAAGAAAGAAUAAUGAAACUACAAAUGAUAGAAAAGGCAAAAAUCAAAAAAUUAUAA
Molecule: messenger RNA, 137 nt
Organism: Racocetra fulgida
Lineage: Eukaryota; Fungi; Glomeromycota; Glomeromycetes; Diversisporales; Gigasporaceae
Source: the annotation of a GenBank genome assembly